Molecule: messenger RNA, 3839 nt
Organism: Patiria miniata (bat star)
Lineage: Eukaryota; Metazoa; Echinodermata; Asteroidea; Valvatida; Asterinidae
Exons: 2
Coding region: 693-1346 (217 amino acids)
Source: RefSeq, a predicted model, not a curated record
ACAUAGUACAGUAUUGGCGCGAUAUUUUUUUUGUUGAUGCGUGCGCCGGCCGGCGCGGCCGUGCAUACGCAUGCACCGCACCAUACACACUCGUCAGUAGAAAGCCGGUGAAUGGACACGGUACGGGUCGAGGCUGCGGCUGGAGUAAAAUGCUGUCUGUGCUGUGAGGCCACGAGGGAAAGUGUCCGCGAACGAGAUUUUGUGGUGCAAUAUGAGGCUUUGAGAUUCACUCGGUAUGCAAAUCAACACGAUUACGAGUUAUGUAGGCUUGAAAUUGUGAAGAAUAUCGGCAGCUUGCGGCCGUGCAUGGUUCGCCAUCACAUCAGUCGUCUGUAACGAAGAGGAAUAUACUCUGCCAGUGCCAGUACGGCUAUAAAUUCACGCAUUGAAGGUAGGCGGAAUACCUGUUGUUGGUAGCAACAUGGAGAAACUAACACAAACACAGCUCCGUACAAGAAUUGAACUACUACCUACAACACAACUGCCAGUAGUAUUGACAUCUAUUGGAUCGUUGAAUUGACUCAGAGAAGGCAUUUCUGAGUGCAGUUGCACGCACCGAAAAAUUGUGAUCAUUGAGCAGCUUCCCGCCAUUUCCUGUUUUUGGCGUGAACGGAAUUAACCACGCCACUAGUAUGGCUUCCCUGAAUUGACCUGAGGCGCUCUUCCAACCAAACCAAGAACACACGGCACUCAUGAGUAUGUCUGAAAGCUCCUCAUCCGAAGACGAAAUUUCAGUCUCUCCGCCCGGCUACGGAGUCACGUUCAGCAUCGGCGGCCUACCGCUGACGGCCGGACCCUUGCCCGGGUCGUCCAGCGCUGGGGGCCCGCGGGGCUCCCCCAGUGAGACGGUCAACCACCCUGGAGAGCCCGAGGACGAUAACCGGCGGCGUGAGCAGGAGAAAUGGGCCAUGCUUGCCGGUCAGGCCGCUUACAAACUGGAAGCGUACGUCUUCCAUCAAGUGCUGCCUGAUGAGUUUAUCAAACCGCACAUCUUCCCCCGUAACAUCACGGACAUGGAGGCUCUGAUCCGAAAAUACGGCAAGAGCGGCGAGGCAGUAAGGCUGGAAAACGCUAAAGAAAAAUGGAAGCAGCUCAAGAACAAGUGGCGGUGGACUAAAGCACACACUGCCGCCCUCAGCGUGAUAAAGUUCGCCUAUCUGCACAUUUCCAACCCUUUGGAGGUCAUGAUGCGACUAGAUCGGAACGAUGGGGAGAGUUUGACGGAGACGCGACGAGCAUUCCUCAAGGCGCUACCCACGGAGCUCUACGAUGCUGGCAACCAGAUCGUGGAAAUGAUGCACGAUGCAAACCUGCUCAAAGACGAGUCUUCCAUAAACCAAACAUAAAAAAGUUGGUUUUUAUGCCAAAAUAAUGACAUCUAAAAAUAACUAAAUAUAAAUCUAUUCUGUACAUAUAGAUUUAACUUGCUCAGAGAGUCGAAAUGCAUACAAACGCACCUUAUUGUGAGUGCGCAGGGAAUCGUUCAGAAUAAAAAAUUGGUGUUUUUUUUCUGCCUAGUCGUGCGUUUGUAUGCAUUUCGUAUCAACGGGGACGUGUGAUCACUUUAUGGUGCUUUUAACAGGUGUUGAAGGUUUCACCACUGGUGAUUGUGAAUGGAACCUGUAACACCCUUUGGGGACGAAAUUAUACCCACUUACAUCUGUACUCCAAAGACUAUAUACUGGGAAAAGAUCAAAAUUUAAAUGUUGCAUAUUCUUAAAAGGACAAACCCGGCUGCAUUAAAUUGACAUGUUAAAAAAAUUGGCAUAACUUUGGAAUAAUUCUCAUAGCAUUAUUGAACUGUCCAAAUAAAAAGAGAAAUUGCAUUUUGAAAGAAAGUUAUAACAUUGGUAUCAAAAUCACGUUGACAGCCCCAGUUUUACAUUUUUGGUAGAGUGUUCUGAGAUUGCGCCGUGCUGAAUUUAUCUCAGAUGAAAUGCACAUGCGCUCACAUCAUGAUUUUUUUGUGUGAACUGUGGGGGUGUUCGUGAGAGAAAACCGUUCAGGAAGCUUUUUGGAUCGACGCUGCUGCAUUUACAAAAGACAUGUCUUCCAAAAUUGAAGCCAUUAUCGUUUGAUUAGCAAUCAAAGAAGGGUUUAUAAUGCCGACGUUAUGAAAAUCUUAAUGUUUAAUCUCCACCAGGUGGUCACGUUGGCUCUGAUAUGGCGCGGAGUCGGCAUAACCACUCUUUCAAAUUCAUUUGAUCAUCCAUGCCGGCAAUGGUUAUACAUGUCGAUUGUAUCGAAAUCGGAUAUCAGUUCAUGCAGGUUGUAAAUGCAAUUUCAUGUUUUCAAGGAGAGUUGGUAACACUAUUGUAUUAAUGAUUUUUCCUGUUCAUUCCAAAUAUUAGUCUUAAACGGAUUCAAUCACGAGACACUAAUACCUUACGUUUGUGUUGAAUGAGCAUGCCGUUUUUUUUAGGAAUGUUUCAAAAUUAAUGGAAAAAUCUAUUUUGGGAAGGGGAUAUUAAUAUCCGUGACAUCUUUCGUUUCCAUGGCAGCUCUUCACAAAACUACUCUCAGAUUCUUACGUCAAUUAUGAAAUACUGAGUGACAUUCAGGGAUGCUCAAAUCGAAGUAAACAUGAAGCUGAAGUCAUAGGUAUUGUACCCUGUAUCCCUGGGCCUUAUGUUGAUACUUCAAAGAUAAAGAGCCCGCCGACACUUAGGAAAAUAAAUCUGGUUUGGAUAUAUAUUUUUUUAUUUUUGGUUUUGUUUUACCGCGAGUGGAAUAAACAACACAAGUUUUAACACAUACAUUAUAAUAAAGGUACAUUUGGACAAUUUUGUUUAUGGUGAUGGCAUGCAAAUCGGAUUUUUUUUAAGUGUUAAUAUUAAUUCCAUGCAAUGUGCUAUUAAGUUCUUUCACAUCGUUCUGAGAUCAUCCGUCCACCGUGAUAGGCAAAUUCUUCUUAAUUAUAAUUUUGUUGAAUUAUAUUAAAUUAUUGUUUUUAAUAUAUACUUGGAUAAAUUUGGUUGACCUCUGUAAAAUCAAAACGUAACAAAACGCCCUGAUCAUACUUCAAUAAACAUUAUGUCUUUUAAAUGCCAUUUUGCAAAUUUGAUCGAGAAAGUUUCGGCCGGUUGAAAAGAACUUUGUAAAAUGUAAUUUGUAACACUACAAAAACCAUUUGGGUGAUUAUAAACUAAAUGUGUAUAUAUAUAUAUAUUUUAAGCCAAAGGAUUUUUUUGUUUUAAAUACAAAAGGGUGAUCGUAUUUAUAUAGAGAGACUUCCAAUAUAUUUUGUGUGUGCAGUUCUGUAUAUUUUGAUUUUUAUUAUGUAAAGAGCAUCGAUUGAUUUUUAUAUAAUUUUGCAACUUUGUGUUUUGUUCACUCGUCAUUUGGUUCAUGGAUUGUUGCAUCGCUGAAAUAGUUUUUGUUUAAAUUAUGUUUUUAAGACUACGUCUGUUUCCUUCUAACAAGUGGUCCAUGUUGAAAAGUUAUAUAACCUUACACCUUGGUUUCAAAUGCGUGGUUAGUAUAUAAUUGCAUAAUUCAUGUACAUGUAGUAUAUACCAUUACUUUAACUGUGUUGAGGGUAAAAUAUCUCUAUUGCGGUUAUGAAAACGUGCAACGUUUACAUUGUACGUGUAUGCAAGUGCAUAGAAUGUACAGCGGGAAAAUACUCCGGAACACUAACACCAUAAACCUUGCAAAAUAAAAUCUCUGUUAUGUUUUAACAUUAAAAGAAAAGAAAGCAAAAGCUAAACCUUUAAGUUAGACACAAACGUGCAUGCAUGGGUAUCACCUUGUUGUGUGUUGGGUGUAGGCCUGUAUUUUUUUUUUUUAAUGGCGUGACAAUAAAUUGACUUUGUGUUUGUGUUUUUAUUUCAAAACGA